Lottia gigantea (owl limpet) is the source of this 680-nucleotide messenger RNA. RefSeq lists its product as hypothetical. The transcript is spliced from 4 exons. NCBI's taxonomy places the organism in Eukaryota, Metazoa, Mollusca, Gastropoda, Lottiidae. The record is from RefSeq and is a predicted model, not a curated record. The annotation marks the transcript as partial.
AUCAUCUUAUGUUAGAUAAGAUAGGUUCGCAACAACAAUAUGCUGGCAAAACCAAGGAAACUGCAUUCCUAAAUAGAACAUUCAAAUGGAACCAUGGAGUGUUAAAAACUACCUUUCCACAAGAAAAGAUCUUCGGUGGGGGUAAAACAUUUUCAGAGAUUAUCGGUACAGAAAGAGAUAAUGCACAAUGGACUGGAAAACGAGCGCCUUCGAUAUUGAAGACUGCUCGGACAUUUGAUUCAACUAAGCAAAAGAAAAAUACUAAAUCCGUAUCAUUUGCUGUCCUGGAAUCAUCUGAUGAGGAAGCUUAUGAUUACUCUGAAGAUGAUACUGAUUCAGACUAUACAAACUCAGAUCUUGAUGAUUCUGCCUCUCCAAGUGAAAUAGAAGAGAUCGAAGAUGCCAUCAAAGUAAAAUCACUGAUUAAAUGGCUGAUUAAAGUAGUAUUCGCUGGAUUACUCCUUGGAUGUAUUGUGUACUAUGGAGUUUCUUACUACUUUCAUGUGGAAGAAAUCGUAGAUAACAGCUACUGGGGUUGUUUUAAGAGAGCAAUUCUCCCACAAGAGAAAGUGGUAGACACCUUUUGGGGAUCCGUCAAGAGGGUUAUCUUCCAACAACAACAAGUGGAAGAUAACACCUUUUGGGGAUCUUUCAAAAGAUGUCUGUCACGACUUUGGUAA